AGAAGGGUCGUUUUCUCUUGCUUUCAGCAUUUCCACCAGAGCUUAAUAUCUACACUACCUUUACCCAUGGUAUAUGAUUCUACAGCUAGCACUUCUAUUCAACACCAGCUCCGAGCCAUCAAUAUCGAUCUGAUACCCGCGAUCUCUGCCCCACCACCACCAGGGACAGCUAACAGCUAUCCUCUGCCAUGAGCACAAAUAAACCAGUCCCCAUCCCGGGGCCCAGGGGAGUCCCGAUCGUGGGAAAUCUCUACGACAUCGAGCGCGAUGUACCCUUGAACAGCAUGGAGUUGAUGGCCGAUAACUACGGCCCCAUCUACCGCUUAACCACCUUUGGAAUCUCACGAGUCUUCAUCAGCAGCCAUGAACUUACCGAUGAAGUUUUUAACGAAGACCGCUUUGCUAAGAUGGUCGCCGGAGGGUUGAAAGAGAUCCGGAAUGGUGUUCACGAUGGUUUGUUUACGGCUGAGUAUCCCGGGGAGGAGAAUUGGGCUAUUGCGCAUCGGGUUCUUGUGCCUGCGUUUGGGCCAUUGUCGAUUCGGGGGAUGUAUGAUGAAAUGUACGAUAUCGCGACACAACUAGUCAUGAAAUGGGCCCGACUAGGACCAAAAACACCAAUCAUGGUAACAGAUGACUUCACCCGUCUGACCCUAGACACCAUCGCGCUCUGCUCCAUGGGCACACGAUUCAACUCCUUCUACCACGACGAAAUGCACCCGUUCGUCGAAGCCAUGGUUGGCCUGUUACAAGGCUCCGGAGACCGGACUCGUCGCCCGGCAUUGCUGAACAGCUUGCCGACUAGCGAGAAUGCUAAGUACUGGAGUGAUAUCACCUAUCUGCGGGAGUUAUCGCAGGAAUUGGUUAAUGCGCGCAAGGAGAAUCCUGAGGAGGAUAAGAAGGAUUUGCUUAAUGCGUUGAUUCUGGGGAGGGAUCCGCAGACUGGGCAGGGGUUGUCGGAUGAUACGAUUAUUGAUAAUAUGAUUACUUUCCUUAUUGCGGGUCAUGAAACCACAUCCGGGAUGCUGUCAUUCCUCUUCUAUUUCCUGCUCAAGAGCCCAACUGCAUACAAGAAGGCGCAAGAAGAAGUCGACACGGUUAUCGGACGACGAAAGAUUAUGGUGGAAGAUCUGUCCAAGCUGCCAUAUAUCAACGCCGUCAUGCGUGAGACACUUCGUCUACGACCCACAGCACCUGUGAUCGCUGUCCACGCCCAUCCGACCAAGAACAAAGAAAGCCCUGUGACUCUAGGGAACGGAAAAUAUGUCCUAAACGAUGACGAGGUCAUCGCAGUUGUCCUGAGCAAGGUGCACCGAGACCCUGAAGUCUACGGCCCGGACGCGGAUGAAUUUAGGCCAGAACGCAUGCUCGACGAGCACUUCGACAAGCUGCCCAAGAACGCAUGGAAGCCGUUUGGAAAUGGUAUGCGCGGCUGUAUUGGUCGCCCAUUCGCAUGGCAAGAAGCUUUGCUGGUGGUCGCCAUCCUCCUGCAGAACUUCAACUUCCAGCUGGACAACCCCAGCUAUGACCUUCGGAUCAAGCAGACACUCACCGUCAAGCCCAAAGACUUCUACAUGAGAGCUACACCCCGCGAGGGACUUGAUGCGAUCAAGUUGGGUACCUUCCUAAGUGGCAGCGAUGCCCCCGAAACCUCAGGAGCCGGUAGCAGAGAUCGCAAGGCGAAGGUUGCACCUCCACCGGGCGAAACAAAACCUAUGCACAUCUUCUACGGCAGCAACACUGGUACAUGUGAGGCGUUCGCCCGCAGACUUGCGGAUGAUGCUCUUGGAUACGGGUACAGUGCGGAAGUGAAGCCGCUUGAUUCGGCCAUGCAUAAUGUUCCGAAGAAGGAUCCUGUGGCUUUCAUCAGUGCCUCGUAUGAGGGUAAUCCUCCUGACAAUGCGGCGCAUUUCUUUGAAUGGUUCAGUUCGUUGAAGGAGAAGGAGCUUGAAGGUGUUAAUUAUGCUGUGUUUGGAUGUGGUCAUCACGACUGGCACGCUACGUUCCAUCGCAUUCCAAAGGCCAUCAACAAACUAGCCGAAGAGCGCGGUGCAAACAAACUUUGCGACCUGGGAUUAGCAGACGCAGCCAACUCGGACAUGUUCUCUGAUUUCGACACCUGGGGCGAGUCUGCCUUCUGGCCCGCUAUAACAUCCAAGUUCGGCGGUUCCCAGUCCACGGACACCUCCAAGCCCAAAUCCGGCUUCCAAGUCGAAGUAACCUCAGGACUGCGCGCUUCAACUCUAGGCCUCCAGCUACAAGAAGCCCUAGUCCUCGAAAACCAACUCCUAACCCAGCCCGGCGUCCCCGCAAAGAGAAUCAUCAACUUCCAACUCCCCACCGACAUGACCUACCAGUGCGGCGACUACCUAGCCGUCCUCCCAGUAAACCCCCGCAGCGUCGUCCGCCGCGCAAUCCGCCGCUUCGACCUCCCCUGGGACGCGACGCUCAAAAUCCAAAAAUCCUCCCAAAGCUCCGGCAGCGCAUCAAUUCCCCUAGGCACCCCGGUCUCAGCCUUCGAACUCCUCUCCACAUACGUGGAACUCUCGCAACCCGCGUCAAAACGAGACCUGAGCACCCUCGCCGACGCAGCAGUCGGCGACGCAGAAGUCCAAGCUGAACUGCGCUACAUCGCUUCCAGCCCCAGCCGUUUCGCAGAGGAAGUCUCCAAGAAACGAGUAAGCCCGCUGGACAUCCUCACGCGCUACCCUAACAUCGCCCUCCCCAUCGGCGAAUUCCUCGCCAUGCUCCCACCAAUGCGCGUGCGACAGUACUCCAUCUCUUCUUCUCCUCUAGUCAACCCCUCCGAGUGCUCAAUCACAUUCUCCGUCCUAAACGCGCCUUCCCUUGCCUCCACCUCAAAGGAAGAAGAAGAAGAACGCUACCUAGGCGUAGCAUCAACCUACCUCUCGGAACUCCACGCCGGCGAACGCGCACACGUCAUCGUCCGCCCCUCGCACUCGGGCUUCAAACCACCCACCGACCUCAAAACGCCCAUGAUCAUGGCCUGCGCGGGAACAGGCAUCGCACCUUUCCGUGGGUUUGUACAGGACCGCGCAGAGAAAAUCCGCGGACGAAGCGCUGGCCAGGACCUGCCCGAGGAAGACAAACCCGCCAAGGCAAUCUUAUACGUUGGCUGCCGAACCGACGGAAAAGACGACGUCCACGCGUCCGAAUUCGCCGAGUGGGCGGAACUUGGCGCCGUCGAUGUGCGAUGGGCGUAUAGCCGCCCCGCCAACGGUUCAAAUGGCCAACACGUUCAAGACCGUAUGCUUGACGAUCGUGACGAGUUAGUUGAGAUCUUCGACCAGGGCGCACGCAUCUAUGUCUGUGGUAGCACGGGUGUUGGGAAUGGCGUGAGGGAGGCUUGUAGGGAUAUUUACCUUGCGAGACGGAGGGUGAUUCGGGAGGGGAAGAGGGAGCGGGGAGAGGAGGUUGAGGAUGUUGAUGAGGAGACUGCUACGGAGAGGUUCUUUGAGGGGCUGAAGACGAAGGAGAGGUAUGCGACGGAUGUUUUUACAUGAGUUUUUUUCUUUGGCUUGAUUAGGGUAUUGGCGCG
Aspergillus glaucus CBS 516.65 is the source of this 3556-nucleotide messenger RNA. RefSeq names its product bifunctional cytochrome P450/NADPH--P450 reductase. NCBI's taxonomy places the organism in Eukaryota, Fungi, Ascomycota, Eurotiomycetes, Eurotiales, Aspergillaceae. The transcript is spliced from 5 exons. Gene Ontology annotation, cellular component: cytosol. The record is from RefSeq and is a predicted model, not a curated record. Gene Ontology annotation, molecular function: iron ion binding; FMN binding; aromatase activity. The coding region runs from base 189 to 3521 and encodes 1110 amino acids.